This is a messenger RNA of Lytechinus pictus (painted urchin), 2746 nucleotides long. RefSeq names its product kelch-like protein 38. Gene Ontology annotation, molecular function: protein binding. The transcript is spliced from 4 exons. NCBI's taxonomy places the organism in Eukaryota, Metazoa, Echinodermata, Echinoidea, Temnopleuroida, Toxopneustidae. Bases 47 to 2620 code for a protein of 857 amino acids. The record is from RefSeq and is a predicted model, not a curated record.
CAGAUGACCUAAAGAUUGGUAUGGUGUAAUAUGUGAAGGAAACAAGAUGGGAUGCUGCCAGAGCUGCCGUCGGAAGAAGGCUCGGCCGCCUUCUGCAGAGAUCGGAAACUUCCUCUACCCUGAGAUUCCUGACACUGGGGGCCAUCCAUUUACAGAGAUCAAAGAAGAGCCAUCAUCAUGCGAAGAUAUCAUCAGGGCAUCACCGGUGCCUCCUGCAACAAACAGCCAUCGACAGGACAUGACCCCGAUCAACAAUCUAUCAUUUGUGAUCCGAAGAACUCCUGGGUCAACGCUCUCCUUGUCCAAGAGACUCUCUAUGGCAGGGAACUUCUAUCGCUUGAGUCGCUAUGGAAGCCAGUUCAGCCUUGCGGACAGUUUGAAGACAGAUGGAAGCACUUGGACAGUCACAUCAUCGGUUGCAGAGCAGAAGGAAGUGGAUGAUCCAAACUACGCAGCAGAAGUGCUCAACAAACUCAACCAAUUCCGUCUGGAGGAUAGAUUCACAGACUUCAAAAUAUUUGUUGGAAAUUCUCAAUUUAGGUGUCACAAAGUAGUUUUAGCUGCAACUAGCAGAUUCUUUGCCCAUAAUCUAGCAGAUGAAGUUACGGAGGAAGGAGAUCGAAUUGCCAAAGAUGACCUUGUCAUUGAUGCUGUAGAACCGUUUAUUGUGCGGUUGUUGCUUGAUUAUAUCUACUCGGCUAAACUCACAAUCAGCAAUGAGAAUGCUACAAAGCUUCUUGCAGCAUCAAGGCAGUUCCACAUGCAUUCAUCAGAACAGGCAUGCCUAGAGUUUCUUGAGAGACAAGACAAUCGAAGGAGAGAAUCAGCAAAUGACCUUGCAAAGCUUGCCACGGAAUACACCUUUGAACAACCUUACCAUGUCAACGAAAUCCUUCUCGGACUUAAUGACCAAAGACACGAUGGCAAGUUUGUAGAUGUUAGACUAUGUGUUGAGAAGGAGGAACUUCAGUGUCAUCGGGUUGUCAUAGCAACCAUCGAUGAAGUGAUGGAGAAGAGAAUGCUACAUACAGAGGAGACUGGGAAGGUGACCAUAGAAGACAUCACCCCAUCUGUUCUUAGGAUGAUUGUCAAUUACACCUACACAUCUCGUUUAGAGAUAUUUGAAGAGAAUGCCAGAGAAGCAUUGCAGCUAGCCUCCAUGAUGAAACACUCCUCAGCCAUUCAGAAGUGUAGUGAUUACUUGAGAGGAAUGUUAGACCCUGCUAAUUGCCUUGAGAUACAACGGACAGCCUAUGAGAACCCUAGCUGUGAACAACUCCAUAAGGCUGCAACAAAAUAUGCCUUGAAGUGCUUCCCAGAGGUGAUCAAGCAGGAUCAAUUCCUUCAGCUGUCUCCUGAGGAAGUCCUGGACUAUCUUGGAGAUGACAACCUCAACCUGAGAUCAGAAGAAGAUGCCUUUGAGGCGCUGAUGAAGUGGGUCAAGUACAAGGAAGACGAGAGAGCCGGGUACCUUUCAGACAUGCUCAUGUGCAUCCGUCUCCCAUACAUCCCUCCCGACAUGCUCCGUGAUAAGAUCAAGACUGCACCUCUGAUACGGGACAAUGAAGGUUGCCAGUUCCUGAUCCUUGAGGCUAUGGAGAUGCAGCAGAUCAUCCGUGAAGGCAGGAGCAGUGGAGAUCCUCGCAUGAAACCAAGAAGGGCAUUCUCCGAUGUGACCUUUGUCAUCGGUGGACGCAACAAGCAACAGACCUGGAUCAGGGACACUUGCUACUAUGAUAGUGUCAGGCGCAAGUGGUACCCGCUUGCGCCAUAUCCAGGAAACACUACUGAAUACCGUGUAGUUGCUCACAACAACGAUGUCUAUGUAAUAGGUGGUCGUAACGAAGCAAAGAAAAUCACCGGAGACACUUGGAAGUAUAACUCGCUAUUCAACGAGUGGUCACAAUGCAAUGGGCUUGUUAUUCCUAGACUCUGCCAUGGUCUGGGUAUUGUCCAAGAUAGAAUAUACGCGGUCGGUGGCCGCCUAGACUCCUCGAAUGAACCCCUCCAUGAGGUGGAAAGAUACAGUCGACGAUCCAACCAAUGGAAGCAGACUGAAUCUCUUACCUAUGGAGUCGUUGAUCCAGUCGUGACCGCUCACAGUCGACGUCUCUACGUCAUUGGAGGUCACAUGGAAGACACUAAUGACAUUCUGGUACAAUGCUUUCAUGUGGAUAAAAGUUGUUGGACAGUCAUUAGAGACAUAUCUUUGCCUUGUGAACCAAGGGUUGGAGCCACUCUGAAGAGCAAGAUUUAUCUUGUGGGAGGAAGAACUGAGUACAAAGUACAGGUGUACAGUCCACAUAAAGGGGAAGUGAAUACUAUAGCAGAGAUGCAGCAUGCCGAUGGCCACGCUAGGGAUCUAUACUCCAUGACCGUCACCAACAAGAAGAUCGAUGUCAUCGGCGGUCAGUGGACGGUAGGUGACGAAGACGAUGCCUUGACCAUCUCAACGAACAGUGUAGAGCAGUUUGACCCCCAGACCAAUGAGUGGACCGUCCUUGGGCCGAUGCCUAGAGCCUUGACCUAUCACGGUUGUGUGACCAUCAAGAAGUAUAUAGGCCUUCCUAAGUCCCUCCUGAGCUGGGUACCAAAGACUGGAUUCCAUCAUGGUAGAUGAAGAAAGAACAGCAAGGAAUUUUGAGAUUUGGACACAAGAGGGCAUUUAAAUUUGUAAUGGGGCAAUUCCAUACAGCUUGUACAUUUGAGGCCAGUUUCAUAAAACUGUUUAUGAUAACAAAUUUGC